Rhagoletis pomonella (apple maggot) is the source of this 2758-nucleotide messenger RNA. RefSeq lists its product as uncharacterized. The annotation marks the transcript as partial. The record is from RefSeq and is a predicted model, not a curated record. The transcript has a single exon. Lineage: Eukaryota; Metazoa; Arthropoda; Insecta; Diptera; Tephritidae.
AUGGAGGGUCAGCCAGGUGCAGCCGCAGAAGACACCGCGAAUGCUAUAAUUGCCACAUUGAAUGCGUUAAGGGCUUCCGUAGAAGAGCUUAGACAAAGCACUGCGGAGAGUCAAAGAGACAUCAUUAGGCUUCGCGAAGGCAUGCAACCACAGAAUGUUCCAGAACAGAGCGUGCAGCCAGCACAGCGUGACAAUACUCAAGCCGUCGUAUCACCGACCGACUCGCAAAUAAAACUUUACGAUUUGCCUGUGUUCAGCGGCAAUGUCAAAGACUGGCCGCUAUUUUUCGCGAAUUUCAACGACACCACGGAAAACUUUGGAUACAGCCACCGCCAAAACCUAAUGAGGUUGCAGAAGUGCUUAGUUGGUCCCGCCAAAGAAGCUGUCGCCGCCAUGCUAAUUUACCCGAGCAACGUGCCGAACGUCAUAAGCGAGUUGGAGUUCAGGUUCGGGCGACCCGGAAUUUUGGUUAAAUUCCAAAUCAGCAAACUGCAGAAUUUCCCGCCAAUAGCCGAUAAUAAGCCGGAGCAGAUUGUACCGUUUUCCUCAAGAGUGAGAAAUGUUGUUGCAUUUCUGAAGUCUGCAAAUUGCCAGCAGCACUUAGCCAACGUAACAUUGUUAGAGCAAAUGGUGGGUAAGUUACCGCAUACCCGACAGUUCGACUGGGCGAAGCAUGCUGCGACUAUACAACCGUAUCCAUCAGUUGAACAUUUUUCUGAGUGGCCGACAAACAACACACAGGGUGGCAGGCAGACUGCAUCGUCGGGCAAUCAUCGUCGGCUGAUGCAUAUUGAGCGGCCAAGGGACUCACUUGCUUGCUAUCAGUGUAGUGGUAACCACAUGCUUGCACAGUGUGAAUCGUUUAAGGCAAGCAGUAUUCAAGAGCGGUGGGACCUGGUUAAGGCGCAACAGCUUUGCUUUUCGUGCCUACGCAAGGGGCAUUCCACGCAAAAGUGUCGUUCAAGAAGGAGGUGUAACAUAAGUGGCUGCCAGCGCUAUCACAACCAGCUACUCCACAACGAAGAUGCAACAAUGCAGAUGCUACGCCGAACUACACCAGAGGACGUCAUUGCGCAGCCACUACUGAAUUGUCAAGUAACACAAAGCGCACAUGGUCAACUGUUUAAAAUAUUGCCAGUCAACAUAUAUGGACCGAAAGAUAAGCGUGAGAUAUUAGCGAUGUUCGACGAGGGUUCGUCAAUUUCAAUAAUGGAAGAGGAAGUGGCCAAGAUGAUCGGAGCCCAGGGUGGCUUGCAUCCACUUACGCUGCAGUGGUAUGACAACAACGUUGUUACGGAACAAUCGCAUAAAAUCAGCAUCGAAGUUGAGAACUACGCAACGAAGAGGAAGUUUCUACUGAGGGAGGUAUAUACGGUGAAGAACCUGAACCUGCCUAAGCAAUCUAUGGCCAAGGAAAAUUUUCAGCAUUUGAAAGAUUUGCCGAUAAAAGACUACUGUCGUGCGAAACCAGCUUUGCUCAUCGGGCUAAAGCAUGCAUACCUGGGUGCGACCUCAGCAACAGUGCAAUCCGACAUCGACAGCCCGCUAGCUGUAAAAACGCCACUAGGCUGGGUCGCGUACGGCCCAACCAAGCUACCUACAACCUUGAACCCCCGUGUUUUGUUGGUGAAAAAAUAUCAGCAACUGCACGACUUAGUACACCAGUACUUCACAGCAGACAGCUUUAGAGUCAACCCGCCAGCAGUGCCAUUGGAGUCAGAUGAAGACCAGCGAGCACGUGAUAUAUUGCGCCGAACAACAAGACGAGUAGGUAAGCAAUAUGAAACCGGUUUACUGUGGAGAACAUAUCCACCGAAGUUGCCAAACAGCAAAACAAUGGCCGAGAAACGCUUACUGACAGUGGAGCGCCAAAUGAAGAACGAUGCCGAGUUUGGUGCACGAUACCGACAGGAAAUGGCUAAGUACGUGAGCAAAGGGUAUGCCAGAAAGUUAAGCCGUGACGAAGCCGGAGAGCCACAUCAAAAUGCUUGGUACUUACCUCACUUCGCUGUAUUCAAUCGACAUAAGCCCGAAAAGACGCGAAUCGUCUUUGAUGCCGCAGCCGCAGUAAGCAACGUGUCACUCAACUCGCAACUAAUGAAGGGUCCGGAGCAAGCACAGCCGUUGAUACAGAUUUUGCUACAAUUUCGCCAAGGACGUGUCGCAGUGUCAGCAGACAUACGCGAAAUGUUUUCGCGGAUCAAGAUACGCGCAGCUGAUCAGCACGCUCAACGGUACUUGUGGCGUGAUGGUGAUGCGAGCAAGCCUGUGGCAGAGUAUGUGAUGACGUCGCUAAUUUUCGGUGCUGUUUGCUCACCCUGCAUCGCCGAAUAUAUAAAAAAUAAAAACGCCAAGGAGUAUCGGGCACAGUUUCCAGACGCCGCAACGACUAUAAUUAACAAGCAUUAUGUCGAUGAUUUAGUUGCAAGCUUCGACACGCCUGAACAAGCCAUCAGUAUCUGCAGCGACAUUGUUAGCAUCAAUUCACAAGCAGGGUUCGAGUUACGUAACUUCGUCUCCAACUGCGAAGAAGUAGAAGAUCGUUUGAAUCAUUCGUCAUUAUCCACGAGAGAAGUGGUUAGUCUGGAACGCAACGAGUCAGUGGACAAAGUGCUUGGCCUCUUCUGGAACACUAGAGAUGAUGUUUUCGAAUUCCACACGAAGUUCCACCGUUUGCCGAAAGAUGUCCUGCACGGAAUGCGAGCUCCGACAAAGCGAGAGUUGUUACGAAUCGUAAUGUCGGUGUUCGAUCCAUUUG